AUGGACGCCAUCCGGAAGCAGCUCGACCAGCUCAUGGGCGCCAACCGCAACGGCGACGUGCGGGAGGUCAGCCGCAAGUACUAUGAUCGCGACGUCUGUCGCCUCUACCUCGCAGGCCUCUGCCCCCACGACCUCUUCCAGCUUACCAAGAUGGACAUGGGGCCGUGCCCGAAGCUGCACUCGCUGCAACUGCGCAAAGAAUAUGAAGAAGCCAAAGCCAAAGCCAAAGGUACUGAUAACUAUGACCGCGAAUUGGAAGAAACCAUUGAAAGACUAAUUGUUGAGUGUGAAAGGAAGAUUCAGAGAGCCCUUAAGCGUUUGGAGGAGGACGACUCUAAGGCAGCUAUUGCUAUUUCUGUCACUGAGGUUACACAGACCAAAGAAGUAAUGGAGUUAUCCAAACAAAUUAGGCAGAAGAUGAAGGAUAUUGAUGCUUUUGAUCUUGAGGGUAACACCGAGGGAAAAAUUCGGGCCACUGAAGAACUUGACAAGCUAAAAGAACAAAGGGCAGAAGAGCAGGCAAAGAUGUUACUUGAAGCUUUUAACAAAGACCGUGCUUCUUUAAUAAAUUCUCUUCAAAAUGCCACUCAAACAACUACACAUGUUCCCCCUGCUGCUCCGGAUGCACGGACACAAGAAAUGAUAAAUGAGAAACUGAAAAAGGCAGAAGAACUAGGUGAGAAUGGGAUGGUUGAUGAAGCUCAAAAAAUGUUGGAUGAGGCAGAAGCUCUCAAGAAGCUGAGCGCCCGACCACAGGCUGUUCCAGACUCAACAAAAAUGUCAGCUCAUGUCCAGAUUACUGAUCAAAAGCUGCGCCUGUGCGACAUAUGUGGAGCAUUCUUGAGCGUAUAUGACAGUGACCGUCGCCUGGCAGAUCAUUUUGGGGGGAAACUUCAUAUGGGUUAUAUGCUUAUACGCGAGAGAUUGUCUGAACUGCAGGAAGAAAAGAACAAAAAGCGGAAGUUAGACCGAGCUGAGUAUGACAGAAGGUCCAGGGAAAGGAGUGGGGAACGUGCCAGGGCUUUGAGCAGGGAUCACUACAGAGGAGACUGCAGCAGCAGCCGUGACAGGGAUUAUGACCGCAGAAGAAGCCAUGAUCGCUACCAUGAUAGGGAAAGAGAACGAGAUUCCGGGCGGUCUCGUAGUUAUGAUUCCAGAAGCCACCGCAGGUCACGUUCACCAAGGGGAAGUUCUAGGGAUUAUGAUCGAUCUGGGCAUUAUGAACGACGAGAUCGGUACUAG
This is a messenger RNA of Miscanthus lutarioriparius, 1242 nucleotides long. The record is from the annotation of a GenBank genome assembly. Lineage: Eukaryota; Viridiplantae; Streptophyta; Magnoliopsida; Poales; Poaceae.